This is a messenger RNA of Suillus subalutaceus, 189 nucleotides long. RefSeq lists its product as uncharacterized. NCBI's taxonomy places the organism in Eukaryota, Fungi, Basidiomycota, Agaricomycetes, Boletales, Suillaceae. The annotation marks the transcript as partial. The record is from RefSeq and is a predicted model, not a curated record. The transcript has a single exon.
GCACUCGAAGUAUUGCAGCUUGAAGUCCAGCAUCUGCGCAAAGAAAAUCGUGCUCUUAAGGAGAACAACAAAGUUCUUCUUGCCGAGAAGCCCAAAUGGAAAUGGCGCAUAGAAGCACCUGAUGAAUUUGUUGCUCACGAGCAGACUAUCUCACUGUAUGCUCGUAAAUAUGGCAUGACAGUGGAGAUG